Molecule: messenger RNA, 1648 nt
Organism: Urocitellus parryii (Arctic ground squirrel)
Lineage: Eukaryota; Metazoa; Chordata; Mammalia; Rodentia; Sciuridae
Gene: Krt23
Product: keratin 23
Biological process (GO): intermediate filament organization; epithelial cell differentiation
Cellular component (GO): cytoskeleton
Molecular function (GO): structural molecule activity
Source: RefSeq, a predicted model, not a curated record
GUGUGGGCUUUAAUCUGGCCUUUUUCGGAUGAAUGGGACAAAGGAAAAAUUCCGCAGGGAGAUUAGAAGGACACCUGAGACGAAUACCCACCUGAUGACAUGGGCCACACCUCCCGGGUUCAACUGGAAGGGAGGAAGCAAACUGGUACAUUGAUGUGGUUCUAAACAACAACAGUGUGUGCUGGCCCGAGGGCACUUUGGGAUUGACCAAGAGGAAACACAUGUUGCACAAUGAUAUGAUCUUGCUGGUACAGUUGUCAGAGAAGGGAACUCCCACAGCAAAGGGCAUAAAACCAUCCAGGGCUGUCUGGGGCGGCUCAGUUCUGUGGAGCCAGGGAGCGGAGCAGAGCCCAGCCCAGCCCCAUACACAGAUGGGACCAUGAACUCCAGCCGCAGCGUUAGCCAAACCCCUUCAGCCGUUCUCCAUGGCCCCAGAGGUGCCAGGACCCGGCCCGGGAGCUUUCCCCGGGCCCCCAGCRUGCACGGUGGCGCGGGGGGUGCCCACAUCUCCCUUUCCUUCACCACACCAAGCUGCCUGCCUCCUGGAGGGUCUUGGGGGUCUGGCAAAGGUGGCUCCCUCCUAAGUGGAAAUGGGAAAGAGACCAUGCAGAACCUCAAUGACCGCCUGGCCUCCUACCUGGACAAGGUGCGCGCCCUGGAGGAGGCCAACAUGAAGCUGGAGAGUCGCAUCCUGCAGUGGCAUCAGCAGAGAGACCCUGACAGCCAGCAGGAUUACUCCCAAUACGAGGAAAACAUCAGCCACCUGCAGGAACAGAUAGUGGACGGCAAGAUGACCAAUGCUCAGAUGGUUGUUCUCAUCGACAAUGCCAGAAUGGCAGUGGAUGACUUCAGUCUCAAGUAUGAAAAUGAACACUCCUUUAAGAAAGACUUGGAAAUUGAAGUCGAGGGCCUCCGAAAGACCUUGGAUGAUCUGACCAUUGUCACAACAGACYUGGAACAGGAGGUGGAGGGAAUGAGGAAAGAGCUCAUCCUCAUGAAGAAGCACCAUGAACAGGAACUGAGGGAUCAUCAUGUGCCAAAUGACUUCAAUGUCAAUGUGAAGGUGAAUACAACUCCGGGAGAAGAUCUGAUCAAGGUCUUGGAGGAUAUGAGGCAGGAAUAUGAGCUUAUAAUAAAGAAGAAGCAUCAAGACUUGGAUACUUGGUUUAAAGAGCAGUCAACGGCCCUAUCCCAAGAGACAGCCAGUCCAGCUGCUGUGCAGGGCAGCCCAAGUGACAUCCACGAGCUGAGGCGCACUUUCCAGGCCCUAGAGAUUGACCUGCAGACACAGCACAACAGGAAAUCUGCUUUGGAAAACAUGUUGUCGGAGACCCAGUCUCGGUACUCCUGCCAGCUCCAGGACAUGCAGCAGAUCAUCUCCCACUAUGAGCAGGAGCUGAUGCAGCUACGCCAUGACCUAGAGCGUCAGAACAGUGAAUAYAAGGUGCUCCUGGGCAUCAAAACCCACCUGGAGAAGGAGAUUACCACCUACCGCCAGCUCCUGGAUGGGGAGAGCAACRGGAUGAUGGAAGAAUCRAAAUCCAGCAUGAAAGCAUCUACAGCUCCAAAGAUCAAGGCCAUCACCCAGGAGAGCAUCAAUGGAAGAAUAGUUCUUUCUCAAGUGAACGAGAUCCAAAAGCAUGAGUGA